Molecule: messenger RNA, 3009 nt
Organism: Aspergillus bombycis
Lineage: Eukaryota; Fungi; Ascomycota; Eurotiomycetes; Eurotiales; Aspergillaceae
Product: serine/threonine-protein kinase
Exons: 3
Coding region: 1-3009 (1002 amino acids)
Biological process (GO): peptidyl-serine phosphorylation; autophagy
Cellular component (GO): cytoplasm
Molecular function (GO): ATP binding; protein serine/threonine kinase activity; protein binding
Source: RefSeq, a predicted model, not a curated record
AUGGAAGCGACUCAAGAAUCCACCCAGCCAUGUACGGACCCCCGCCGCAUGGGCUACAACAACUCUGGUCUCCAUGAGCAGGACGUGGCGGACAUAAUAUGUAUAUUGCAUCCUAGUUCGCCUGCUGCCCACCAUGCGGUGGCCGCCUCUGCUGGUUCUGCGCCCCAGCAUAUCCUUCAGCGAGAUGAACUCGUGUACGAAACUUCAGCAGCUUUGGACAUUGGGCUUAGGCUGUCAUCGAAAGUGCAUGAUUUGAACACUGGCUUUUGCUUUGGACGCAACAGAACUCGUUGCGAUCUUCUCCUUGCCCGUGACCAGAAUUCAAAACGCAUCUCAAAUCAGCACUUCCGUAUCUACCUCACCGAAGACGGAAUCAUUAUGCUCGAGGAUAUUUCCACCAAUGGCACCAUUGUAGACAACUGCCGUCUUCGCAAGAGCCAAAGAGAGAAUAGUCGAAUGCUGACCAACGGCUCUGUCAUUCAAGUGAUGAAUGGCGACCAAACCUCAGAUGAAGUUAGGUUCGUCGUCCGCAUUCCAAACCGAGAAGGGUUCUCUAUGCAAUAUACGGAGAACCUGCUACGCUAUUUUGAGCGGAUACAGAAACACCGGGCAGGAACCACACAGGUCAAGCCACGUCAAACCUCGGCACAGCCUGUUUUGCAGUGGACGGUUUCUAAUACCUACGGGAUGCACUGGACAGGCGGGCCUAUGUACAAUGUCACCGGCCAGAUAGGGAAAGGAGCCUUUGCAACGGUGUAUAAACUUGCCACAAAGCAGCAUGGGGCUGUGUAUGCAGCGAAGGAGCUUGACAAGCGACGUUUCAUGAAGAACGGGGUCUUGGACCAGAAAGUGGAUAAUGAAAUGAGGAUUAUGAAGGACCUCAAGCAUCCUAAUAUUGUUCAAUAUAUUGACCAUCACGAGCAUGAUCGAUGGAUCUACAUCAUCAUGGAGUACGUCCCUGGUGGCGAGCUGUCGACAUACCUGCAAUCUAUUGGCAAGAUUCCCGAAGACAUGGUCAAAACGAUUUCCCGCCAGGUCUUGCAUGCGCUACAGUAUCUCCAUAAACGGAAGAUCACCCACCGAGACAUCAAGCCGGACAACAUCCUCAUUUCCUCGCUCGAUCCACUAAGAGUUAAGCUGUCGGACUUUGGACUGUCCAAAGUAGUGCAGGAGGAAACCUUCCUCAAGACCUUCUGUGGCACAUUGCUUUAUUGCGCCCCUGAAGUUUACCCAGAGUACGAUUCUUAUCGUCGUGGUGACGUCAGGAAAAGGCGCCGAUUAGGUGAUCCCCAAUCCGUCGACAUGUGGUCCCUGGGCGCGGUCCUCUACCACAUCCUUGCUGGCAUUCCUCCGUUUAUGGGCCGGGGCGAUGACAGAGGAGCUCAGAUGCUACGAACGAUCAUGACCACCGAUCCCGAUGUUGAUAUUCUGCGCAAUGAAGGCGUGUCAGAAGAGGGUAUUGAUUUUGUUACCCGACUUUUAAACCGCGAUCCUCAGGCCCGUCCGACAGAACGUGAAUGCUUUCAGCAUCUAUGGAUUGCUAAGGUUGAAGAUGUGGAUGAGUACGAGGAUGACGAAGUAUAUGCCAAUGUCCGGGGUGACCUUUCGGACAUCGGUGAGGAUGCGGAAGAGGAAUUGGAUGCGUCUCAGCUUUCAAUACACGACGAAUCAGAACCCAAAGACCCGGCCGAGCAAGAGGAUAGCGAUUUGGCGCAAUCCAAGCGGCCGAGGAUUGAUUGUCCCCCCACGGACGUUCGUUACCCAUCUCUGCCCCAUAUUGAAAGUUUGAAAGAAAUCCAAGUUGCUGCUGAUACAACACCAAAACGCCUCUUCGGUGAAAUCACACCGUCUGUGUUAGGAAGCUCGGAUGCGCUGGGUGCUAAUGGAAAUGCGUUCGAGGGAGACAACUUCAGCAUAAAUGACUUCAUUUCUUCAGCCGGUGAGUCGAUGGUCAGCGACGGCAACAGCCUUAACUCCAUCCUUUCCCUUCCGGAGGACCCUCUUUGUGGAUCCGCACCAAGCUUAAUGGGAGCUGAGAACCUUGUUGGGCAGCUGAACAUGAAUUCGUGGCACCCUGGCACAUCAACCAAUCCGCCAGUCGUCGAGAUACCGGUACGGCAAACUGGAGCGAAGGUGGAGGACUCUGCAGAGAAAAAGGAGGCGAAGACAAAGCAGCGAACCAGCCCUGGUAACGAAACCCCUAAACCGGCCAUCUUCAGCCGACGGAUUGAAUUACCCAUGCCUGAUACCGCCAGUGAACGCUCGACCCCCGAGAGUAUCGCGCAACGUGCUAAGGACGAACGCCACGAAACCAAAUCUAUCCCAGGGGAGAUUUUCGACAUCGAGCUGGCAAAUACCAUUGAUGCUAAGACCGGGCAGCCAAUUUUAGACUAUCCAGAAAGAACAGGCGGUGAUGCUCCAGCCGAUCCAGCACCUACUAUGAAUCCCAAAAUUGUGCUCCAGCCAACUAAACCUCCGACACUCCUGGGCAAGUUGACAACGCUUCCUGGGUCGAUUUUCGAAUUGACGAUCCCUUUGGAAGAUCGAAUGACGUCGUGGGGCCGGGGUCCUCAAGCGACCGUCUGCUACCCCGACCCUAUGGAUACGAGAAUCCCAGCAUAUGCGUUGGAGGUCACCUUUUGGGCCCCUGCCAUUGAGUCCAAGAUAAGGGCGGGGUUGGAUUGGCUGUCUGCACCUGGUGUUAUGGCAAUACUCUCAACUAAGACUCGCAAGUGUAUUUGGGUGAACGAUACGGAGCUGCGUCGAGGGCCGGAGGGGGAUAGCAGUCGGGAAGGGUUUCAUUUUGGCAAGAUAUACACGGGGGAUAUUAUCACGAUCUAUCAGCAUCGCCACAAAUUUCUAAAGUUUCGAUGUGAGUUCUAUCAUGGGGAUAGUGCGUGUACCCGACCGGAGAAUGAGAAGGGGUUCACCGUGCGCAAGGUCCUGGUGCCCAAGGACGCGGCUGCGAACCAGAUUCCUGCGCGGAAGGACCGCAAUGACAAGAAGUAA